Molecule: messenger RNA, 659 nt
Organism: Fulmarus glacialis (Northern fulmar)
Lineage: Eukaryota; Metazoa; Chordata; Aves; Procellariiformes; Procellariidae
Product: semaphorin-3G-like
Exons: 5
Biological process (GO): semaphorin-plexin signaling pathway; neural crest cell migration; positive regulation of cell migration
Molecular function (GO): semaphorin receptor binding; chemorepellent activity
Source: RefSeq, a predicted model, not a curated record
ACCCCAAAUUUGUGGCAGCCCACUUGAUCCCGGACAACAAUGACCGGGACAACGACAAAGCCUAUUUCUUCUUCACGGAGAAGGUGGUGGAAGCAGACAGCAAGGAGCACGCCAUCGUCAGUCGGGUGGCGCGGGUCUGCGUGAAUGAUGCUGGUGGCCAGAGGGUGCUGGUCAACAAGUGGAGUACCUUCAACAAAGCCCGGCUGGUGUGCUCCGUCCCCGGCCCCGGUGGCAUCGACACCCACUUCGAUGAGCUGGAGGAUGUCUUCUUGCUGAGGACGAAGGAUGGGAAGAGCCCGGAGAUCUACGCCCUCUUCAGCACCAUCAGCCAUGUCUUCCAGGGCUCCGCCGUCUGUGUGUACCGCAUGGCCGACAUCCGGGAGGUCUUCAACGGGCCCUUCGCCCACCGGGAGAGCCCCCACCACCAGUGGGGUGCCUACGAGGGCAGGGUGCCCUACCCAAGGCCUGGCGUGUGUCCCAGCAAGACCACCAACCAGCCCCGGCGGCAGUACGGCACCACCAAGGACUUCCCCGACGAGGUGCUGCACUUUGCCCGCGCUCACCCCCUCAUGUACAAGCCCGUGUACCCCCGGCACCGCCGGCCCCUCCUAGUGAAGACCAACCUGCCCCACCGUCUGCGCCAGCUCGUGGUGGACCGG